This is a messenger RNA of Equus quagga, 5218 nucleotides long. It is a transcript of the gene PTCHD1, whose product is annotated as patched domain containing 1. Lineage: Eukaryota; Metazoa; Chordata; Mammalia; Perissodactyla; Equidae. The record is from RefSeq and is a predicted model, not a curated record. Gene Ontology annotation, cellular component: synapse; plasma membrane. The transcript has 3 exons. The coding region runs from base 1 to 2667 and encodes 888 amino acids. Gene Ontology annotation, biological process: chemical synaptic transmission; cognition.
AUGCUGCGGCAGGUUCUGCACAGGGGCUUGAGGACGUGUUUCUCCCGGCUCGGCCACUUCAUUGCCAGUCACCCUGUCUUCUUUGCCUCGGCGCCGGUGCUCAUCUCCAUCCUGCUCGGCGCCAGCUUCAGCCGCUACCAGGUCGAGGAGAGCGUGGAGCACCUGCUGGCGCCCCAGCACAGCCUCGCCAAGAUCGAGCGCAACCUCGUCAACAGCCUCUUCCCGGUCAACCGCUCCAAGCACCGGCUCUACUCGGACCUGCAGACCCCUGGGCGUUACGGCCGGGUCAUCGUCACCUCUUUCCAGAAAGCCAACAUGCUGGACCAGCAUCACACCGACCUGAUCUUAAAGUUGCAUGCCGCUGUGACCAGGAUCCAGGUUCCAAGGCCUGGUUUUAAUUACACGUUCGCCCACAUAUGUAUCCUGAAUAACGAUAAGACUUGCAUCGUGGAUGACAUAGUGCAUGUUCUGGAGGAGCUAAAGAAUGCUCGGGCCACCAACCGGACCAAUUUUGCUAUCACAUACCCUAUCACUCACUUAAAGGAUGGGAGAGCAGUGUACAACGGGCACCAGCUUGGAGGCGUCACUGUGCACAGCAAGGACCGGGUGAAGUCUGCAGAGGCUGUCCAGCUCACCUACUACCUACAGUCAAUCAACAGUCUCAAUGACAUGGUGGCCGAGAGGUGGGAGUCCAGCUUCUGUGACACCGUCCGACUGUUCCAGAAAUCCAACGGCAAAGUCAAAAUGUACCCUUACACGUCCUCCUCGCUGAGGGAAGAUUUCCAGAAGACCAGCCGCGUAUCGGAACGUUACCUGGUCACCAGCCUGAUCCUGGUGGUCACCAUGGCUAUCCUCUGCUGCUCUAUGCAGGACUGCGUCCGCAGCAAACCCUGGCUAGGCCUGCUCGGGUUGGUGACCAUAAGCCUGGCCACUCUCACUGCGGCCGGGAUCAUCAAUCUUACCGGUGGAAAAUACAAUUCCACCUUCCUGGGAGUCCCUUUCGUCAUGCUAGGUCAUGGACUAUAUGGGACUUUUGAAAUGUUAUCCUCCUGGAGGAAAACUAGAGAAGACCAACAUGUUAAAGAGAGAACUGCAGCAGUCUAUGCAGACUCCAUGCUCUCCUUUUCUCUCACCACUGCCAUGUACCUGGUCACCUUUGGCAUAGGGGCCAGCCCUUUCACGAACAUUGAGGCAGCCAGGAUUUUCUGCUGCAAUUCCUGUAUUGCAAUCUUCUUCAACUACCUCUAUGUACUCUCGUUUUAUGGUUCCAGCCUGGUAUUCACUGGCUACAUAGAAAACAAUUACCAGCAUAGUAUCUUCUGUAGAAAAGUCCCAAAGCCUGAGGCAUUGCAGGAGAAGCCGGCAUGGUACAGGUUUCUCCUGACAGCCAGAUUCAGCGAGGACACAACUGAGGGCGAGGAAGCGAACACUUACGAGAGUCACCUAUUGGUAUGUUUCCUCAAACGCUAUUACUGUGACUGGAUAACCAACACCUAUGUCAAGCCUUUUGUAAUUCUCUUUUACCUUAUUUAUAUUUCCUUUGCCUUAAUGGGCUAUCUGCAGGUCAGUGAAGGGUCAGACCUUAGUAACAUUGUAGCAACUGCAACGCAAACCAUUGAGUACACUACUGCCCAGCAAAAGUACUUUAGCAACUACAGUCCGGUGAUUGGGUUUUACAUAUAUGAGUCCAUAGAAUACUGGAACACUAGUGUCCAAGAGGAUGUGCUAGAAUACACCAAGGGGUUUGUGCGGAUAUCCUGGUUUGAGAGCUAUUUAAAUUACCUUCGGAAACUCAAUGUGUCCACUGGCUUGCCUAAGAAAAAUUUCACAGACAUGUUGAGGAAUUCCUUCCUGAAAGCCCCCCAAUUUUCACAUUUUCAAGAGGACAUCAUCUUCUCUAAAAAGUACAAUGAUGAGGUCGAUGUAGUGGCCUCCCGAAUGUUUUUGGUGGCCAAGACCAUGGAAACGAACAGAGAAGAACUCUAUGAUCUCCUGGAGACCCUGAGGAGACUUUCUGUCACCUCCAAGGUGAAGUUCAUUGUUUUCAACCCAUCCUUUGUGUACAUGGAUCGAUAUGCCGCCUCUCUGGGAGCCCCCCUGCACAACUCCUGCAUCAGUGCUUUGUUCCUGCUCUUCUUCUCGGCAUUCCUGGUGGCAGAUUCUCUGAUUAAUGUCUGGCUUACUCUAACGGUUGUGUCCGUGGAGUUUGGAGUUAUAGGUUUCAUGACAUUAUGGAAAGUAGAACUGGACUGCAUUUCUGUGCUAUGCUUAAUUUAUGGAAUUAACUACACAAUUGACAAUUGUGCUCCACUGUUAUCCACAUUUGUUCUGGGCAAGGAUUUCACAAGAACUAAAUGGGUAAAAAAUGCCCUGGAAGUGCACGGGGUAGCUAUUUUACAGAGUUACCUCUGCUAUAUUGUUGGUCUGAUUCCUCUCGCAGCUGUGCCUUCAAAUCUGACCUGUACACUGUUCAGGUGCUUGUUUUUAAUAGCAUUUGUCACCUUCUUUCACUGCUUUGCCAUUUUACCUGUGAUACUGACUUUCCUGCCACCCUCUAAGAAAAAACGGAAAGAGAAGAAAAAUCCUGAAAACCGGGAGGAAAUUGAGUGUGUAGAAAUGGUGGAUAUUGAUAGUACCCGAGUGGUUGACCAAAUUACAACAGUGUGAUAGUUUCUGCUUGUUAUAUUUUCACCCUAGGUCUUAUCAAGAGCAAAGAGAUUAUGUUAAUGAAACAAAUUGAAGGUGUUCUUUCUUAAGGAUAAGAAACAGGCAUUGCCAAAAAAGUAAAGACAAGGGGGGGAUAUGGGCAUUGCAUAUUUUCAAUCGUUAAAACAAAAGGUUGUUAUCAGAGAGAAUUUACACACACACACACACACACCCUAGGAGACUUAUAGUCUCUUAAACUAAGAUCAAAAAGAAGAAAGCUUAUUAGCAAGCAGAAUCCUAUUUUAUUCACACUGCAGAUGUUGCUGGUAUUGUGACAAAAACCUACCGAUUGAAAGGUCAGCUGCCAAGGCAGAAAUAGCUUUAAGCAUUGUUCAAACAAUAAGGCUUCCAGAACUUCUGCAGAGCAGUAGCUCCAGGCAGGGAAUGUGGUUUGAGGUCUUAGCCGUCUCAUCUAGCUCCCCAACACCCCAAGGAGAUGCUUGUGAAAGUUCUGGCCAGCAAAAGCAAACCAGAACCUCUGAAGCAGACACAUGGUAGAGUGGCCAUCACCCACAGACUGAAAUUGAGUCACCCCUAAAUUUACCCAGGUAAGGCAGUCUUGUUGUCUAGAAUGAAUUUAUCAUAUCCCCCCAUCAAUAUACUUAUGACAUUUGUGUGGUUUGGUUAAUAGACCUUUAAACCAAUGACAGCUCCAACAUUGCAGAGUUGGGGCAAUUCUAUUUUGGAAUAUCUUGUUGCUUGUCAUCAAAUGGAUCUGCUUUAUUAGUUACAGCUUUUUUGGCAGGAGGCUCUGAGUACUAAAAACCACAGAGCCAAACCCAAAUACCUGGCAUGAUGGAGGAAAAGCAGGUGUCUACUUGUACCCAGAGACAGUGUUUCCAUUUUAACAAAAAGAUGGCCAGCUGGUACAGCUGUUUAUGGUUUGGCCCUACAUGCGUUUUUUGCAUGGAUGCCCAGAAACAUCUGCCCACACAUAGCUAAGGAAGGAGAAAUGAACACUGAAAUGGUUAUUUGCCAUAGCUUCCAACUUGUAGUGCCAGUCUGCCUUCGCUAUGAGACAUGCCUGCUCAGAGACACAGGGGAGAAAAGAAAGUUCUUUAGCAAGUGUAAGUCCUGAAACUGAGAAGCUUCAUAAAAGUGCAGGCAGGGAGAUAAAGGGCUGCAAGGGAAACAGAUGGAAAUGACUGGAAGAUGUAAACACCAAUGCAGAUCUACCAAUGAUGACAGUGACUUUCCUGCUAAACUGGCUGCACUUUCAUCUUCCUGGUCCACCCCCCACCCCUUUGUUGGUGCCCCUCUACUUCACUGCACGGCCCUUCUGUACAUUAACGAGCCUAGAUGUUCCUAUUGUUGACCUGCAGUAUCUACAAGAUCUAAACAGAAAUGGUUUGAUCUGAAGAGGCUGUGUAUGUUACCCCAGACCCCUGCAUUUCUUUAAGUCUAUAAAAAUGAAGCUAAAACCUGGUCACAUUUGAGGCAAAUGUCUACAAUAUGUUUCCCUUUUAGAGAUGUAGCUUAUUUAGACAUAUAUAGUGGUAAGCUCCCAAAAGCACCUUACCUUGCUGGACCUUAGCGGAUGUACUGUGCAACUUCCCCAUCCUCCGCAGAGGAAGAAACUGAGACCUAGGAGAAUAAAGAGACUCACCCAGGGUCACACCACUAGAGGGUUUCCAUCAUUUUAGCAUGCCUAAGACAGGGCGGGCCAAUUUUAGAUUUUCUCAUAAGAGGGCUAUUACUCCCUUCAAAGUACAUUUCCAAGGAAGGAAUGUAGGAUUUUAUUGGCCACAAGGCAGACUUUUUUUUUUAAUGUCUGGAUAAUGUUUGGGAUUUAGGUUUGCCCUUGUCUUUCUAAACAGCAAAAAUGCCCAAAUGAUUCAGAUGUAACCACACCAAGUGCAAACCUGUGCUUUCUCUUUCAUGUACUGUUGUUCACACAGUUCUAAAUACAUGUGCAGGGGAUCGUAGCUAGUGCAUUACACACUUGUUGAAUCUCUCCUGCAGACACACUAAGCGAUCAUACCGUGUUAUGCACUCAACUAGAAGACAAUGAGCUUUAAUCUGAGGACAAGUACAGUCCUCGCAAAAGGGCAAGUUCGCAUAAUAGAUUUGCGAUCAAUUCUCUCUCCAAGGGGCCUGCAACUAGGCUAUUAUUUAUAAAAUACAGCUGAAGAGGGGAUUGGUUUUAUUCUUAAAUCAUAUGUUGCUAAAUCAUUUUCUGAACAGUGUGUUCUAAAUCAGCCAUUGAUUUCGUGUCGGCCACGUGGAGCACCUUGGGUUAAAGUGACUCCACAAAACUGAUACAACACACACACCAAUUAAGUGGGUUUUGUUGAGAAUUUAAUCAUUCAAUUUGGUCAACCAGAAUGACUUACUGUGGAACUUUGUUUUAUGACAGAUAGUAGUUUUCCAACUUGAUUGAGUCUCUGUAUACCUUGAGAUAUUGUAUUUUUAAAUGAAGGGCAUUUUCAACCUUGUCAACUUCUUUUCAGCACUUGAAAUCAAAGCUUACGGAAUUCUGACUGUGGAAUGAAUUUUUUCACUGGGGGACUCU